AUGACCACCAACGCCAGCCCCACGCACCCCUACUGGCCUCAGCACCUGAGACUAGACAACUUUGUGCCUAAUGACUGCCCCACCUGGCAUAUCCUGGCUGGCCUCUUCUCCGUCUCUGGAGUCUUAGUGGUGACCACAUGGCUAUUGUCAGGGCGUGCUUCGGUCGUCCCACUUGGGACUUGGCGGAGACUGUCCCUGUGCUGGUUUGCAGUAUGUGGGUUCAUUCACUUGGUGAUUGAGGGCUGGUUCAGCCUCUACCACGCGGACCUUCUUGGAGACCAAGCCAUCUUAUCUCAACUCUGGAAAGAGUACGCCAAGGGAGACAGCCGAUACAUCCUGGAUGAUAACUUCAUAAUAUGCAUGGAGACCAUCACGGCUUACCUGUGGGGACCACUCAGCCUGUGGGUGGUGAUCGCUUUUCUCCGCCAGCAACCCCUCCGCUUUGUCCUACAGCUUGUGGUCUCUGGGGGUCAGGUAUAUGGAGAUGUGCUCUAUUUCCUGACAGAGUACCGUGAUGGAUUCCAGCACGGAGAGCUGGGCCACCCACUCUACUUCUGGUUUUACUUUGUCUUCUUGAACGCCCUGUGGCUGGUGCUGCCCGGACUCCUCAUACUGGAUUCUAUAAAGCAACUUGCUCAUGCCCAGAGCAUACUGGAUGCCAAAGCCCCAAAAGUCAAGAGCAAGCAGAACUAA
Molecule: messenger RNA, 693 nt
Organism: Rangifer tarandus platyrhynchus (Svalbard reindeer)
Lineage: Eukaryota; Metazoa; Chordata; Mammalia; Artiodactyla; Cervidae
Source: the annotation of a GenBank genome assembly